This is a messenger RNA of Oryctolagus cuniculus (rabbit), 1495 nucleotides long. The record is from RefSeq and is a predicted model, not a curated record. Lineage: Eukaryota; Metazoa; Chordata; Mammalia; Lagomorpha; Leporidae.
UGCAUUAAUAUAUGUCAUAGCAUAUUGUCAUUUCUUUCAGUCAUAAAUUCUCAAGUGAACAUUAUUUAUAGACACAGAAUUUAGCAUAAUUUUCUUGUGUCAUAAUUAACUUUCAUUCAUGGAUGAAUAUUGAAACCACCUGUUUUUCUUUUCUUUUUUUUCAAUAACCAAUACAUGAGCACACCCCCCCCCCCAGUACAAUGAAAUUGCAAUUUCCCGAGUAGGCACAGGAAACAAAGUGAUAGGACUAACGAGUGUCUUAUUUUCAUCUCUGUCAUGGAGGCAAAGUUCACUCAGAAGAGAGGAUAGAGUUCACUGUUGCUAGACACGUCAGAGAAGCAUGUUAGUAAGAGUGGUAUAAAGUCUGUGCUUCCCAGCUCACACGGAUCCCAGGAAGAAGAGAAUGGAUCCAGUUGUGGUCCUGGUGUUGGGGCUCUGCUGUUUGCUUCUCCCUUCACUCUGGAAGCAGAAUUCUGGGAGAGGGAAGCUCCCUCCUGGCCCCACUCCUUUCCCCAUCAUUGGAAAUAUUCUCCAGAUAGAUGUUAAGGACAUCAGCAAAUCCCCAACUAAGGUCUCAGAAUGCUAUGGCCCCGUGUUCACUGUGUAUCUGGGCAUGAAGCCCACUGUGGUGCUGCAUGGAUACAAGGCAGUGAAGGAGGCCCUGGUUGAUCUUGGAGAGGAGUUUGCUGGAAGAGGCAGUGUUCUUAUAGGUGAAAAAGUUAAUAAAGGACUAGCCUGAAUGCUGUUAUCUAUUGUAGAACAUUCCAUGGUGGAGACUUGGCAAAUGCAUAGGUGGCAAUGACCCAUCAGCCUCUUAUGGGGCAAGAAAUGACCCUCGCUGGCGUUCACAUCUGCAUGCUCAGCUUCACUGACCUGUCUGAGGUUUACCCAGGCCCAGGCCUAGUGCUGGACACCAGUGGUGAUACGUGCAGUUUUGUCUCCCUAGGCAAUUCCUAACAAGGUUCUUGUCACUUGCUAUUCUCUGUCAUCACCCUUUUUAUAAAAAUUGCUGUCCAUUGUUGAGUCUACUUCCUCUAUUGAUUUAUCUCUCUUAAGUAAAUAUACCCUGUAUUACGUAUAUGCCUAGUUAUGCAAAAUAAACAUUAUUCCAUAAAAUGAUUUUUUAACAAGAUUUCAACUGUUAGAAAUAGUAGUUUGAUUGUGGCAUUUCCACUGUACCAUCUAAAAUGAAAACCUUUCUUGUAUUUUCAUUUGUUUAUCUGCUUAACUUACAGGUAACUUUUAAAUUUUAUAUAACAUCUUUCGUAGUUUGGUAUAGUUGUACAGAACAAUAUAUUAGAAUCCACCAAAGGACAGCUUUGCUCCAGUAUGUUAAAUACGGAAAGCAAUUAGAGAUAUUGGCUGUUCACUUCUCAAGAAAGGAAAUUCAUUGUUUUCUUUUAACAUUGAAGCUCAUGAUAAAGAAGAUUCCAAAUAUUUUUUAGCUUCUUCAAUCUGGGAUGUAUGUUUGAAAUAAAAAAAUGAAAAAUUCUCA